UUCAGGCUUCAGUAAGCUCUCUUGAACAGACUUUACAGUAGAAUAAGAGAAUAUCUCCCCUAACCUCCCCAAACUCUCUAGUUCAAGUUCAAAUUAUGUUAUUUUAGCCAGCUUUGUUCUGGUGGAUGUGGAUUGAAGAAUUGAAUAUUGAAGAAGUGUGUUUACAACGGGAAUUUCAGAUGUUCAAGGAAGUUAGCUACUGAUACAGUAUGUGAUGCGUCACUCUGACCUGUGCGAAGGCGAGAAAGCAACAUGUCAGUAAGAUGAUCGUGUCUGUGAGGUCUGCCAUCCUGACGAGUGACUUUUACUUCGGUGUUUCACUUAAACAUGAAUGGGUCUGUCUCUCCAAAGAGACUCAACAGCUUUGAUGAAAAGACCGUCAGCCAUGCCAAUCAAGAGAGGCCUGGCUCUCCUGUGCCCAGCUGUGUGUCCUUGAAGAGUGACAGGUCAAUGGGUUUACCCAUCCACUUCAAGGGUGGCCUCAACAACAAUCAAGAGGCUCCCCUUGAUAGUCCAGACUCUCCCGUGUCCAGCAUGGUGUCCAUGAAGAGUGAAAGGUCAAUGGGUUUACCCAUCCACUUUCAGGGAGACUUCAAGAAUGAAGAGAUUCCAAGACCAGACCCUCCUGUGCCUAGCCAUGUGUCCAUGAAGAGUGACAGAUCAAUGGGAUUACCCAUCCACUUCAAGGGAGACUUUGAUGAUGAUUUCCAGAUGAAGACCACAUCACCAGAGUCUACCCAUGAUACCCAUGGUCCUCCCAUAAUACCUCUGGAUGCUGAAGCUGUUGAGGCAACAAAAUCUCACCUGAGGAAGAAGUUUCAGUAUUUACUUGAGGGAACAGCAACACAAGUGCAAACAAGACUCUUCAACGAGAUCUACACUGACCUCUACAUCACAGAGGGAGGGGAAGGGGAGGUCAACAAGGAGCAUGAGAUCAGACUUAAAGAAACAGCGUCCAGAAAAGCUGAAGCAGAAGAUAUAGCCAUCAAGUGCACAGACAUCUUCAAACCUUUACCUGGACAAUGCAAACCCCUCAGAACUGUGCUCACAAAGGGAGUGGCUGGCAUUGGGAAAACAGUGUCUGUGCAGAAGUUCAUUCUGGACUGGGCUGACGGAAAAGCCAAUCAGGAUGUCCAAUUCAUAUUUCCUCUUGCUUUCCGAGAGCUGAAUUUAAUCACAGAGAAAAAUCUCAGUCUGUUACAACUCCUUCAGCAUUUGUUCAGAGAACAGAAAGACAUCCCACUCUUGAGGAUUGAGCAGCACAAAGUUGUGUUCAUCUUUGAUGGCCUGGAUGAGUACCGCUCUCUUCUUGACUUUCACAACGGCAAGUCUGUUUCCAAUGUGGAAGACCCCGUCUCAGUGGACAUGCUGCUGACAAAUCUCAUCAAGGGAAAUCUACUUCCCUCUGCUCUCCUCUGGAUCACCACCAGACCUGGAGCAGCCGAUAAAAUCCCUUUUGAGUGUGUGGAUCGGGUGACAGAGAUACAAGGUUUCAGUGACAGAGAGAAGAAGGAGUAUUUCAGGAAAAGAAUCAGUGAUGAUAACCUGGCCAAAAGAGCCAUUGCACAUCUGAAGUCAUCUAGAAGCCUCUACAUAAUGUGCCACAUACCGGUCCUAUGCUGGAUUUCUGCCACUGUUUUAGAAAGAAUGUUCUCUGAAGCAAGCAGUGGCGAAAUCCCCAAAAGUCUUACCCAAAUGUAUAUACACUUCCUGAUCAUUCAAAUGGAUAUCAGAAAAGGAAAAUACACUGACGCAGAGGAAGAGAUGAUUUUCAGACUAGGGAAACUGGCCUUCCAACAGCUGGAGAAGGGCAAUCUGAUCUUCUAUGAGGAAGACCUGAGAGAGUGUGGCAUUGACAUCACAGAAGCAUCGGUGUACUCAGGAGUGUGUACUCAGAUCUUCAGAGAGGAGUCGGCGUUGUACAUGGGAAAGGUGUUCAGCUUUGUGCAUCUGAGUAUCCAGGAGUUUCUUGCUGCUGUGCAUGUCCAUGUGUCCUUUACCAUUAAGCAAACCAAUGUAUUAAGACCAGACCACACCGGUCCUCUAAUUUAUGACCUUCACAAGGUGGCCGUGGAUUUGGCCUUAAAGAGUGUGGAUGGGCACCUUGACCUUUUUCUUCGCUUACUAUUGGGUCUCUCACUGGAGUCCAAUCAAAGAAAUCUGGAUAGCCUUUUGAAGAAUGCAGGGGAAACUCCACUAGAUACACAGGAAACUGUUAGGUACAUUAAGCAGAAAAUUGAUGAAGGCUGGACUUCUAACAAAAUGUUCAAUCUCCUCCAUUGUCUGAAUGAACUGAAUGACACGUCUAUGGUCAAAGACAUUCAAGAAGCCUUGAUCGAAGGCCGUCUUCCUUGGCCUUGUGAAACAAUUCCUUCAGCCAGCCAGCUUGCCUCACUGAUGUAUCUCUUACUGACAGCAGAAGAAGGGAGAUAUGACCUUCAUCUAAAUCAAAUCAUAAAAACAGAUGAAUGUGUUGUAAAAUUGUUUCCUGUCAUUAAAGCAAUCAAACAGGCCAGGCUUGGGUGGUGCCACAUCACUUUCAAAAGCUGUGAGCAGCUGGGUUUGGUUCUGACCCAAAGCUCGUCACUCAUACGAGAACUGGACCUCAGUGGAAACAAGAUACAGGACUAUGGGGUGGAGAUGCUGUCCAGAGGACUGGGAAACCCAAAGUGCAAACUGAAGCAACUUAAGUUGACAAACUGUUCCCUGACAGAGAGGAGUUGUGAAUGUCUGGCCUCAGUGCUCUCCACAGGUUCCUCCCUCAGAGAACUGAACCUGAGUGGAAACAGGAUUCAGGACGCCGGAGUGGAACUCCUCACCGACGGUCUGAAGAGCACAUGCUGUACACUGAAGGUGUUAAGACUCCAUAACUGUGGUCUCACAGAUGAGAGCUGCUUUUACCUGGCUGCAGCACUGAGGUCCAACCCCUCCCACCUGAGAGAGCUCCACCUGAGCUGCAACACUCUGGGGGAAUCUGGAGAGAAGCUUCUGGAAGCACUGAGAAAGGACCCGCACUGCAGUCUGAAAAGUUUGACGACAAAACCCCAGAAGUCAUGGUGUUGGGACCAACAGUGACAUGUGACGCUCUCUGUGUUCUGGAGGAGUGGAUUCAUCUACAGAAUAUAUUUGUUUAUUUAUUUCACUGUGUUGUCUGACUGUGUUCAAACAGAAAGAACACCAGAGAUUAUAUCUGAGUUUAAAGAUAAUAGGAAUACAUAGCUUUUUAACCAGCUUGUUUGACCACCCUAUGAUGGUUGACCAGCUAGACCAUCAAAACUCAUGUGAAAACGUGCGUUCAGUUUACGAUGGUAGUUCAGUUGGUUUUGCUUGAUGUACCACCUCAAGCUGGUCAUUUUAGUUGGAGUUGCUGGUCUAAAUUUCUGGGUUUUUUUUUUCCUGGCCAGCAUGACCAUCUUACACCAGCAGCUGUAUCCCACACGAGCAUGACCAGCUUCCUCAAAUGGUCACGCCAACAUGUCCACCUGGUGGCCUAACCAGCUACACCAGCAAAGACCAGCUAAAACCAGCCACCAGCAUAAGCUUAUUUCUUGCUGUUUUUUUUUUCUUUUUCAGUAGGGCUGUUUGUCUAUCUGUCAGCAGCGUAACACUAAAGCUAACAGACUGAUUCUCAUGAAAAUUGGUGGAGGAAUGUGUCAUUGGCCACCAAGGAACCCGUGACAUUUAAAAUCAUAUCUGUGGUGGGGCACAUCCAAGAAAAUGUUGUUGGCUUUUGUCUGAAGGUAUUCAUGGGUUUCAUCAGGUCCCUCCUUUUGCACAGGUAUUAAUCAAGCACCAUGCAGUCUGCAUUGAUAAUCAAGGUGCUCGGUACACCUGUGGAAAGUGACCUGAUGAAACCCAUGAAUUACUGGCAGAGGUAUGCACUCUUCGAGUGUCCUUCUAUUUCUUCCUAACUAUGUGAUGAGACAAAACUUGUAAGAAAACGGCAUAAUAAUAGCCUACAUAAAGUGAACAAGAAUUUACCAGGUUUAUCUUUUCAGAAUGACAUAGAAAAUUCAAAGACAAUAAAUCAUCAUUUGUAUUUUUUUAUUGAGUUAUUUGGAGAAAUAGUACUGUGAUUUGUCAUUAACAAAAUACAUAUUAUUAUAUUAGUGGUAGGCUAAACUCAUAUUUUUGGGUAUGCUGGAGGCUAUGCUAAAUAAGAGGUGGGUAAACUAUGAUCUGUGACGUCGGUGAGGUGGACUGCGCCCUUUUUUUUUUUUUUUUUUUAAGGCAUUCAGAAUGUGUUUGAUGAUGAUGGAGGUUAUUGUCUAAUGUUUAUACCAAUACCAGUGGUAUUAAAUGGUUCCUACAGCGUU
Molecule: messenger RNA, 4316 nt
Organism: Sardina pilchardus (European sardine)
Lineage: Eukaryota; Metazoa; Chordata; Actinopteri; Clupeiformes; Clupeidae
Product: NACHT, LRR and PYD domains-containing protein 3-like
Exons: 12
Coding region: 328-3075 (915 amino acids)
Biological process (GO): intracellular signal transduction
Molecular function (GO): protein binding
Source: RefSeq, a predicted model, not a curated record